Molecule: messenger RNA, 2829 nt
Organism: Plasmodium yoelii
Lineage: Eukaryota; Apicomplexa; Aconoidasida; Haemosporida; Plasmodiidae
Product: cleavage and polyadenylation specificity factor subunit 3, putative
Exons: 1
Coding region: 1-2829 (942 amino acids)
Biological process (GO): mRNA 3'-end processing by stem-loop binding and cleavage
Cellular component (GO): mRNA cleavage and polyadenylation specificity factor complex
Molecular function (GO): RNA endonuclease activity; RNA binding; 5'-3' exonuclease activity
Source: RefSeq, a predicted model, not a curated record
AUGAGUAACAUAAAUAUUGUAUGUUUGGGAGGAGCUAGCGAAGUAGGGAGAUCAUGUGUAAUAAUAGAAAGUGAGAAAACGUCGAUUAUGCUAGACUGCGGAAUACAUCCAGCUUUUAUGGGCAUUGGCUGUUUACCUAUAUAUGAUGCCUAUGAUAUAUCAAAAAUUGACGUCUGUUUAAUUACACAUUUUCAUAUGGAUCAUAGUGGUGCAUUGCCAUAUUUAAUUAAUAAAACUCGAUUUAAAGGGCGAGUUUUUAUGACCGAAGCAACAAAAAGCAUUUGUUAUUUACUGUGGAGUGAUUAUGCACGUAUAGAAAAAUGUAUGAAUUUAAUGAAUAAAAAUAAAUCUAUGAAAAGCAAAAAAGAGUUAGAAGAUAAUGGAUCUGAUGGUAUAGAUAAUAUAAAUAAUGACGGAUAUAUUAGUAAUGAUGACAAUGAUGAUGCUUAUUAUGAUAAUUAUAUUGUUGAUAAAAAUAAUGAUGAAAAUAGUAAUAAUGUGUUAUAUGAUGAUGAUGAUAUAGAAGCUACAAUGGAAUUAAUUGAAACAAUUAAUUUUCACGAAAAUAUUGAACUUGAAAAUGUAAAAUUUACUGCAUAUAGAGCAGGACAUGUUAUAGGUGCAUGUAUGUUUUUAGUAGAAAUUAAUAAUAUACGUUUAUUGUAUACUGGUGAUUAUAGUAGAGAAAUAGAUAGACAUAUACCAAUAGCUGAAAUUCCGAAUAUUGAUGUUCAUGUAUUAAUAUGUGAAGGAACAUAUGGUAUUAAAGUACAUGACAAUAGAAGAAAACGAGAGGCAAUUUUUUUAAAUAUGUUAACUAAUAUAUUAAAUAGUAAAGGAAAGGUAUUAUUACCUGUUUUUGCUUUAGGGCGAGCUCAAGAAAUACUAUUAAUAUUAGAAGAACAUUGGGAUCGAAAUCCUAAUUUACAAAAAAUUCCAAUUUUUUACAUUUCUUCUAUGGCUACAAAAUCGUUAUGUAUUUAUGAAACAUAUAUAAAUUUAUGUAGUGAUUUUAUUAAAAAAAUUGUUAAUGAAGGUAAAAAUCCAUUUAAUUUUAAGUAUGUAAAAUAUGCAAAAUCAUUAGAUUCUAUUUUAAACUAUUUAUAUCAAGAUAAUUACCCAUGUGUAAUUAUGGCGUCCCCUGGUAUGCUUCAAAGUGGUAUAUCAAAAAGUAUUUUUAAUAUAAUUGCAUCCGAUAAGAAAAGCGGAGUUAUUAUAACUGGGUAUACAAUUAAAGGAACACUAGCAGAUGAAUUAAAAACCGAACCGGAAUUUGUAACCAUUAAUGAUAAAUUAGUCAAAAGGAAAUGUCAAUUUGAACAAAUUUCAUUUAGUGCGCAUUCCGAUUUUAAUCAAACAAAAACAUUUAUUGAAAAAUUGAAAUGUCCAAAUGUUGUUUUAGUACAUGGUGAUAGAAAUGAAUUAAAUAGAUUAAAAAAUAAACUAAUAGAUGAAAAAAAAUAUUUAUCAGUUUUUACUCCGGAAAUAUUACAAAAAGUAUCCUUUCAUUUUGAACAUAAUGAUCAUGUUAUAUCAUUAGGGAAACUUUCUCAACAUAUUAAAAAAAUUAAUAAAAAAAUUAGAUUACUAAAAAAAAAAAAUCAGAUAAAAUUAAUGGAAAAAAAUGAGUUAGACAAUACAAAGGCAAUAGAGGAUGAACAAUUUCAAGAAGAUUUGAAUGGCAAUGAAAAUAUUAUGAAAAAAGAAGAAAUUACCGAAAAUAUUAUUACUAAAAAAGAGCCUGAUGCAGAAAACAAUCUUACUGAAUUGAAAAAAAUAGAUGCUUUACAAGCAACAGGUGAAGAAAUGGAUAAAAACUAUGCGGAUAUCGAAGAUGAAAUAGAAGCAGAAGAAAUAGAAGCAGAAGAAAUAGAAGCAGAAGAAAUAGAAGCAGAAGAAAUAGAAGCAAUAAUAAUAUCUGAACCUCAAUCUGCCCCUGUUAUUGUUUUUCCAAGCGAUAUACAUGAAUAUACAAAUUUAAAAACAGCAUUAAUUGAUCAAACCAUUAAUAUUAGAUAUCCAUAUAAAUUAGAUGCAUUAUAUAACGUUUUAAGUAAUGUAUACGAAGACAUUUUUAUGGAAGAUAACAUAAUUUUCGUUAAAGAUAUAAAAAUAUUAUAUUGUGAAGAGGAAAAAGUAAUAAAAAUUAAUUGGCUAUCAAGCCUUAUUAAUGAUAUGGUUGCGGAUAGCAUAAAUUUUUUAAUUCUCGAAUUUAUGGAUACAAUGGCAUCUAAUAAAAAAUGUUUAUCAAUUUGUAAUAAUACAACGGAUACCCAAAUAUACGAAAUGAUAGUUGACUUUGUUGAAGAAAAUUAUGCAAAUGUUGAAAGAAUAUUAAAAAGAGAUAUAAAGCAGGCUUUAUUAUUAUGUAAUAAUAAAAAUGGUGAAAAUGAUUCUAUAGAAAAUCCCAAAUCUGCUUUGUAUGAAGGAGAAAAGAAAAAAAUAAAUAUGAAGAACAGUAAUAAUUGUGACAAAAAUGCAAAUGAAAAUAUAGAUGACUCCAAUUUAAAUGAAAAUGAGUUAACCUUAAAUUUGGAAAAUAACAAUAGUAAAAAUAUAAAUUUUGAAAUGUAUGACAAUUUAUUUUUCGAUUAUAUUAAAAAUACGAUUAACGAAGAAAAGUCUAAUAAUGAAUAUGAUGAUAUUUGCAAAAUUAAUGAAAUUGGAGAAAUAUUAAAAUUUGAAGUUAAGGAUAAUGCUAACAACGAUGUUCAGGUGUUUGUUGAUAUGGACAAUAGGGAGGUUAUAUGCAAAGAAGAAUGUGUUUUAAUAAAAGUUAAAGAGAUUUUAAGAAAUAUUGAAGAAUCUAUGCUGCCAAUGUGUUUUUGA